Messenger RNA from Manihot esculenta (cassava), 691 nucleotides. RefSeq names its product phytosulfokines. Gene Ontology annotation, biological process: cell population proliferation. The record is from RefSeq and is a predicted model, not a curated record. NCBI's taxonomy places the organism in Eukaryota, Viridiplantae, Streptophyta, Magnoliopsida, Malpighiales, Euphorbiaceae. The coding region runs from base 130 to 414 and encodes 94 amino acids. Gene Ontology annotation, molecular function: growth factor activity. Gene Ontology annotation, cellular component: extracellular region. The transcript is spliced from 2 exons.
CUAGGAAGAAAUGAGGUCAUUUGCCCCAUUGACACAUCAACUGGGCAGUCCCCUUUGUUUUGACUUUUGGGUAUUUGAUUUCAAUGCUCAUUCAUUCAUCUACCGUCUCUCUCCCUCUCUCACUUCUCAAUGACUAAAGAAUAUAAAUCUCUUCUCUAUGUUCUCAAACACUUAAGCUUCAACAAAAUGGCAAAGUUCAUCUCUUUCUUCAUAUUGGUAUUGCUUCUUCUACUCUCAGCUGCAGAGUCCAGUAGAUCCUUAUCAGCCAACACCCACAAAGUUUCAUCUCCUGAGGAAUCAGACAUCAGUGAUGAUGGAUGUUGUUCAGGAUUAGAAAGUGAAGAGUGCUUGACUAGGAGAUUUAUGGCUGAACAUACUGACUACAUCUAUACUCAAGACAUAACUGGACCUUGAUUUUUUUUUUUUUUUUUUGAUAAUAAUCUUAGUUUAGUUUUAGUUUCUUUGUGUUUCUGCUUUUUGUUGACCCAUUAUAUAUGAGUAAUAGUUUUGAGAUUAGAUAUCCUAUGAUGAGGGAAUCCAACUUCCAAUUGGCUAUUAAGUUACUUUCGGGGUAGACAUUUUCUGCAGCUACCUUGGGAAGUUGAAGUUAUUCACUGUUAUAGAGAGACUAAUAUGGGAGCUGAUGUUGUUUGACAAGGAAUAGAAGUAUCAUUACAGAUUUUCUUGUUCC